Myxocyprinus asiaticus (Chinese sucker) is the source of this 3918-nucleotide messenger RNA. RefSeq names its product presenilin-2-like. The record is from RefSeq and is a predicted model, not a curated record. Gene Ontology annotation, molecular function: aspartic endopeptidase activity, intramembrane cleaving. Gene Ontology annotation, biological process: protein processing; calcium ion transport; Notch receptor processing. Lineage: Eukaryota; Metazoa; Chordata; Actinopteri; Cypriniformes; Catostomidae. The coding region runs from base 161 to 1474 and encodes 437 amino acids. The transcript is spliced from 11 exons. Gene Ontology annotation, cellular component: nucleus; lysosomal membrane; perinuclear region of cytoplasm.
AGCGUCACGUGGCGAGGAUCAGCUGAUCGUCAUCGCUUCCUCACUGAGAUUCGGGAUGUUUUGACGGAGAUAUCUGCGAAAAUCACUACCGGAUAUUUCUUCAUGUGAAUUCUCUUACAUUUAAAGCUCUGGGUGUUUUGGCUUCUGUCACAUUCUCUUGAUGAAUACCUCGGACAGUGAAGAGGACUCUUACAACGAGAGGUCCGCUCUGGUCCAGUCCGAAAGCCCAACCAUACCCUCGUACAGCCAAAUUAAUGACAUGUCUCUCCCUCAGGACACAGAACCCAAACGACGACGGCCGGUCAGCUCAGAGUCGGGCGUGGUAGGACAGGUGGAGAGAGAGAGAGCAGCCACUCCUGAUGGAGAGGAAGAGGAGCUGACCCUCAAAUAUGGCGCCAAACACGUCAUCAUGCUCUUCGUCCCGGUCACGCUCUGCAUGGUGGUCGUCGUGGCAACCAUAAAAUCUGUCAGUUUCUACACGGAGAAGAGCGGACAACAGCUCAUAUAUACUCCGUUUGAAGAGGACCCGAACUCUGUGGGUCAGAGGCUUCUGUACUCCCUCCUCAACACCCUUGUCAUGAUCAGUGUCAUUGUCGUCAUGACGAUAGUACUGGUGGUGCUUUAUAAGUAUCGCUGCUAUAAAUUUAUUCAUGGCUGGCUGAUUCUGUCUUCUCUGAUGUUGCUCUUCUGGUUUAGCUUCAUGUAUCUGGGAGAGGUGUUUAAGACAUAUAACGUGGCCAUGGAUUACCCAACGUUAGUGAUGAUCAUAUGGAACUUCGGCGUCGUGGGAAUGAUCUGCAUCCAUUGGAAAGGCCCUUUACGGCUGCAGCAGGCCUACCUCAUUGUCAUCAGUGCUCUCAUGGCACUCAUUUUCAUCAAAUACCUGCCCGAGUGGUCGGCAUGGGUGAUACUGGGAGCCAUCUCUAUUUAUGAUCUGAUAGCGGUGCUCUCUCCAAAAGGCCCAUUGAGGAUGCUGGUUGAGACCGCUCAGGAAAGAAACGAGCCAAUUUUUCCUGCACUUAUAUAUUCAUCUGCCAUGGUUUGGAUGGUUGGAAUGGCUGAUCAUAGUAAUCAGGAUUCAGCUGAUGAAAGGCAGCACCCUGAGGGUGGAACCCGGCCACCGGAAGGGGUGGAGUCAGAAGAUGAUUCAUCUCAAGGAAGGAGGCGACGGUAUUUGGCAGAAGAGGACCUUGAGGAAGACCGAGGGGUGAAACUGGGGCUCGGAGACUUUAUCUUCUACAGUGUUCUGGUGGGAAAGGCAGCAGCCACAGGAGGAGACUGGAACACCACACUGGCCUGUUUCGUGGCCAUUCUCAUUGGACUGUGUCUGACGCUCCUCCUGCUGGCCAUUUUCAAGAAGGCACUGCCGGCUCUUCCCAUCUCCAUCACGUUCGGCCUCGUGUUCUACUUCUCCACAGACAAUCUGGUACGGCCCUUCAUGGACAAUCUGGCUGCCAACCAAUACUACAUCUGACAGAAACCCUCUCAAACACCGAGGACUCUAAGACAACACAAUGAGUGCCCUUCAGUCGUUGUUUAAAUGAGAUUCAAACUUUUUUUAGUUCUUAUGAACCUGACCUGGUUUCAGUCUGAAAUGAGGAGCUGCAGGUGAGGGACUGGAAUGUUGAAAACGUAUCAAAACAAGAAAUGCUGGUCGCACAUUUGCAUUUUGGUCUAAUUUGAGCAGCUUUUUUUGUACCUUCUGACAUGGUAAAUGAAUGUGUGACCAGCAUCCAGACAGGUGUUGGGGAACUGUUUUUAUUUCAGAAUAAAAAAUGACUUUUACUAUAUGAAAAAACAGAAUGCUGCUAGACUCCUAAGAAAGAAGCCUGUACUAUAUGUGGCCUACUCCAAGCAGACGUGAGGACUUACAGCUGAGGUGGUUACAGCUUCAGUGCAUAAUAAACUAACAACACCAAUGGAGUUUCACCUUUAAUAGCUUCAUUUUUAGGACUGCCAACAUUGUAGCAGGGAAAAAGGCCCCAUAGAUUCAUUAUGAUUUUUGCAGAUAAAGACAUGUUUCUGGAUAGGGCCGGGAGAUAUAUCAAAUAUUUACAAUGAUUUUGCUGGCGAUAUAAAAUUAUUCCACUAAUUUUAAUGCACUUUUUAUUUGGCCUUCAAAUUUCAAAUCAAGCACAAAAUGUUUCACAGUGUUGCAUUUUGGUUGCAGUUUGGUUACACAGCAGAACAGUGUUUUAGAAACCACACCUAAAAUAUAAAUAAGGAACCAAAACAUGCUGUUCAGUUUACAUUUUUGGAUUACCAAAAAUGAUCAGUAUCCAACCAUAACUGUAACUUUGACAGAAGUUUAAUUUCAGUCACAAAGACUUUUUAAGUUUAUAUAAAUGAAAAAAAUACCUACCUGGUAGAUUUUUCAAUACACAUAAAAAAAAUAAAUAAUAUUUGAGUUUAUUUUUAAAAUUAACGCAUUUCAAUUUCAUUACAAAAUUCCAUCAAUAUGAAUUGUGUAAUGUUUAACAAAAUUAAAUUAAAUUGAAAUAAAUUGUAAUUAUAUUGAGCUAAUUGUACUUUUAAAAAUGUUAGCAUUUUGAGUAAAUAUUGUGUAAAAUAGUCAUUCAUUUAAAUUUAGCCAUUUUGUGUACAUCUUAUUUGCUAUCGUUACAUUCUCUGUAAAUAAGCGUAAAAAUAGCACCGACAAAUAUUGAGUAAAAUAAUAUAUUUUUAAAUAAUUGUUUUUAAAAUAGUGAAUUUUGAGUAAAAGAAAAUGAGUAGUGUGAGUAUAUUCGAGUAUAUUAUAUAUGACUAAAAAUAUUUUGUGCUUUUAAAUUAUUUAUUUUAUUAAAGAUUACUCGAUUCAAUUUUUAAGUGAAUUUUGAUAUGAAAUUGAAAUGCAUAAAUCUUACAUCUUAUAUAUAUAUAUAUAUAUAUAUAUAUAAUUAGUAUCGCCUCAAAAUAUCGAUAUAACAUUUUCACUACAAAACUAAAAAACAAAUUAGGAACUUUUUAUAAGGUUUUAAAAUAACUAUAAAUGUUUUGAAAAUAAAAGUAAAAAUAAAAUGUAAGUAAAAAUAUAUUUCAACCAAUCAGAUUAUAGGGUUAGGCUUUGGGCUGCACAACAUGCAUCUUAUCAACCUAUAAUUUUCCACUUAUUUUAAUUUAAAUUCAUUCAGGAACAUGUCCUACUUGGCAGAAUGACUAUCAAUGAUAUUUUUGAUUACGUGGAUGAAAGGCACAUAUCAGUUUAGACAUUUGACCAGAUCUUGUAUUUUGUAAUCAGUACACUGGGAAUGAUGAGUCUCAACAGUCUAUUUACAUGUAGAAAUACUUCUAGGCUGACCCAUGGCAGGGAUGCCAGCUCAUGUUAGUCGUUUUUCUGUGCCAUUGAAAUUGCAAAAGAGCGCACAAGAACCAGAACACUUGUGGCAUGGAUUGCAAUAUGUAAUAUGUGGACAAUAGAAGCUAGUUUAUGAGUUUAUGUCAACAGCGAUGUGUAUUUUUUCUUAUGUUUAAGGAUAUCCCAGCAUUUUACAUUAGACCACAUUAAAGAAGCAUAUAAUUACAUUUGGAUACAAAGAGAUAAUCACUUAAUCAAAAUAUAAAUCUCCUCUUUUUGAGAAGUUGCCUAGAGAUUGAGUAGAAACUAAUUCACUGUACGAAGAUCCCCUCUCAGGAUUUUAAAUCUCUGUGUCCAUUUUUAUCAACUGAAUGAAAACUUUGGGGGAAAACAAUAUCACACUUUUAUAUCACAUUAAGGUAAUAGACCUCUUAUGGAACUGCUGUAGUUGAUUCUUUAAGUUUUAUACUGAAGGAAGAAAUUAUAUUUAUUACAAAUUAAAAAUUGGAUUGUUUUUAUAUGUUCACAGUUUAAAUAGUUUCUCUCUCUUUUUUGGUUUGUUUAAUAUUGUCAUGUACAGUGCUUGGUGUUGUGUAAUAAAAUAUCAAGCAAAUUAAUCUGAA